This is a messenger RNA of Microcebus murinus (gray mouse lemur), 18992 nucleotides long. The record is from RefSeq and is a predicted model, not a curated record. NCBI's taxonomy places the organism in Eukaryota, Metazoa, Chordata, Mammalia, Primates, Cheirogaleidae.
GUCUCUCCGCAUCCAAGCCAACAUUUAUUGUUUUAGGACUUUCUGAUAAAAGCCAUUCCCAUUGGAGAUAAGUUGUUAUCUCAUUGCGGGUUUGAUAUGCAUUUCCCUGAUGAGCAAUUUAAAUAACUCCCAAUUCUUUCCCUGAUGAGCAAUUUAAAAUAACUCCCAAUUCUUAGCUAACAGCUCCCUAGGUCAGAAGUCCAGGUGGGCUUGGCUGGGGUUUCAGCUUACAGCUUUUAUAAUGCCAAAAAUCAAGGCCUCGCCUGAAAUGGGCUCUUAUCCACAGGCUCUCAGUACGAAUUCAUUUCCAGGUUUAUUCGUGUUGUUGGCAAAAUUUAGUUCCGUGUGUUUGUAGCCUGAGGGUUCUUUCUGGUUUAACAGAGGCGUCACUUUCUGGUCAUUUUUCGUGGUCCUUCUAUCUUCAGAGACUAAUGUUCCACCAAAUCCUUCUCUUGCUUCAAAUCUCUUUGACUUCCCUGUCUUUGUCUCUUGCUGCCAGUGUGAGAAAGAAAGCUCUCUGCUUAUAAAGAUCUACAGUGAUUAGAUUAGUCUCACUGAGAUCACUCAGAUACUCUUCCUUUGUAACAAAAGACAACAUAAUCACAGAAGUAACAUUGAGGUUGGUAGAGGCUGGAAAAGUGAAUGAAGAUCAUGGGAGCCAUCUCAGCAUUCUUCCUCACUGCCAUUACAUUCAAGUGUAGUUGUUGAACAAGCAGUUGGACAUAUGAAGUCUUGUGUCAGCUUGAUUUGGGAGUCUGUGCCUGAAGUCUUAAUGUCUGUCUUUGCCACAUCCACCUUAAGCAGUUGGGAGUGAGUUGCUAAAUGACACUCGGCCAAAGGCACAGAUGGAGCUAUUGACACAAGGUCAGAUGUUUGCAUUCUGCAAAUUACCUUAAAGAAACAUUUCAGUGAUUCACUUCAUCAGGUAGAUUCAAUUGGAAUGUCACACUCACAGUGAUAAGGACUGUUCUUCCUACAGUGUUUGGUUGCCAUUAUUUGUAAGAAAACUACUUUGCCCUCAAUGGCAGGCUGUGGCUGCUCCUGAAAUAGUUCAUGUUUUUAGCCCUAAAUGGUAUCCACUAUUCUUACCAACUUUAAAUAGGUCUGUGUCAAAGAAAAAUUACAUUCAAUAUUUUUCAUUCUGAGAAAAUAGUUAUCAGAUCUAGUGCUGAAAUUCAGCAUCCACAGAAGCACAAACCAGGCUGCUCAGUGAGAGAUAUAUUGAGCAUGUCUUCUGGAUGGAAUAGUAAGUAGAUAGGAAGAAAGCACUAAGACUUAUAUCACUCAUCGUCUAGUGAAUUAAUUAACCCGAGGCUUGACUAAUGGGAAGCUAUUUGGCUGUUAAGGGUGAUUAAUUAACAAAUUCUCCUACUUAGAAAUUAGUGCUUAUAUAUGCACGUAUGCACAUAUAUAUAAAUACAUCAAUGUGUGUGUAUAAAUUGUACUAUUAGGCAUAAUUAUUUAAAAUAUUAUUUUCAGAUUGUUUAAAAGUAGCUUAAAUGAUUUAAAUUAAAAGCAAAGAAAUUGCCUCUUCCUGGAAGUUUCAGAGGCUAAUGAAUAGUCCCCAUGGUCAUGUUAAAUUGACAUUCAGAAGAAAAGGAAAUGAAGCCAGGUGACUCUUUUCUUGUCAAAAUCAUUAGACUUAAUGCUAGCCGACACAGGACAAAUGAACUGUACAAGUAAUUGUGAGUCAUGCUUUUGUCAUAGGACAUACUCUUUAUCUAAGCAAUGGGAAGGAGGUGGGUGGAGAUAAUAAAGGGGAGGGUGUUAUGAACAGCUGCCAGAUGAUUUCUGUUAUGUUUGGUUCAGCAUGAAUUAGGAAGAAAGAAGAAAUGAAGAAAGUUUUGUGCUUUAGGAUGAAUAAAUAUUGUUGUAGGAGAUGUAAAGAUUGACUUUAAUAAGCUUAAUAGCAUCCAGAAAUACAAAGGAAGGAGAUUACUUAGAUGAUAAUGAAUCUGAAACUUCUGUUCAAGGAAAGCAGAUUAUUUGCCCUCAAGGUGAUUUUAGGGGUCAGACUAAAGGGGAGAAGGCAGCUAUUUCCUAGUAUUUGCAGAAUUGUCUUCAUGAAGAAAGAAAAUAUUUGUUCAGCAUCAUCUUAAAGGGCAGGACUAUAAUAAAUGACAAAAAUUAAGAAUAUGUAAAGCAUUUGAGAGCAAUGCAAGAAUGGUCUUUCUAAAAGAAAAUCAGAACUAUGUGACUUGAUGUAUUUAAACAGAAGCUAGGAUACCACUGGUGAGGAAUGUUUGCACUUUGUGCUUUGUAAACUAAGUGAAAUGUGAAGUAGAUUUCUUAUUAGAUUUCCUUUUAGCCUGAUCUGACUCUGAGAUUCUAUUAGCCUAUGAAAUAAGAUGGUUUUAUAUGUACUUGAUUUCAUUACAUUUGAUACUUUUAAGUCCCUGAUGUAGUAAGUGUUGCUGUGUUAGCAGAUAAAAGUUACUAAAGUUGUUUUUGAAGAUUGAUCAUCCAUCCAUCUAUCAUGAUCUUCUAUGUCAGAGACUGCUAGUUUUCUCCCAAACCCUAUUCUCUUUUUUUCUCAACUGAAUGGAAAUCCAUAAUUUCAGCCGGUCACUGCUUCCAUUGUAGUGAGAUUUGGCCACGUAACAAAAAGUUGGCCAAUGGUUCAUAAGUAGAAGUGAGGUGUGGCAAUUUUCCUAAAUAUUUUUGUUAGAUAGUUGCUUUUUCUUUACUUUCUCCCCCUUCCUGCUGACAUAAUGUCUGUGUCUGAAGAGAAUCUCUUGGAUCCUGGGUUAUCUUGUCAAUGGAGACCAUCACUGAUAAAGAAACAAGAUAGAGUCCAAAUUUCUCAGAACUUUGUGAAACAAAAUUUGACUACUUGUAUCCAGACUUUUUCAUGAAAGAAAAAUAAUUUUUUUUAAUUCUAGUAUUAUCUUUUGUCUGUGUUACAACUUAACUGUAUACUGAUACAUAGCUAUAUUAUAGGCCUAUAGCUAUUCCUACAGCAAUUCCUAAAUGAUAAUAUAAAUUAGACAUAAAAUAUAGUUAAAUACAUUGCAAAUAUACUGUUUUACAUUUUUUAAUAGUACUUUUAAUUUGUUUAAAAGUUACACUAUUCUCCAGAUUAUAAAGUGAUCUAAAACUGUUAUUUGCUUUUUUCAAAAUAGCAAUGUUAGCUGUGCAACAGUUGUAUCUGGCAUCUUUCAUUUCCAUGAUAUAGAGACACUUAUUCUUGGGAUAGCUACCAUUUAACUAGAAAUGGAACCAACAUACAGUUCCCCAGAGGUCUCAAGGGCACUCAGGAGAGAACCAUUAGAAGAUUCAACCAUAUAUAUUAAUACAGUCAUGUACUUUUAAUGACAUUUUGAUCAACUACAGAUCAAAUACACAAUGUUGGCCCCAUAUUAUAAUACCAUAUUUUUGCUGUACUUUUUCUACGUUUAGAUAUGUUCAGACAUACAAAUACUUACCAGUGUGUUACAACUGCCCAAAGCAUUCAGUAUGGUAAAAUAUUGUACAGGUUUGUAGCCUAAGAGUGAUAGACUAUACCAUAUAGCCCCGGUGUAUAGAAGGCUACACCAUCUAGGUUUGUGUAAGCACAGUCUAUGUUGUUCUCACAAGGACAAAAUUACCUAAUGAUGCAUUGCUCAAAACUUAUGCCUGUUGUUAAAUGAUGCAUGACUUUACAUAGUCUACAUACAUCCUCAUGGGAUUCUGCAACACUAUGAUUUAGUGACUAUAAUAUUUGGCUAGAAAGACUAUGUAGCUUUUAUAUCUUUGUGAUUUUAUAUCUUUACAAAAAAAAUAUAUCCUAUACUUGAAUAAAUUUGUUAUAAAAAAAGAAAUACUAUUUUUAGUAAACAUACUAUCGAUGUCUCCUAUAGAUAUGAAACAUUUUAUGUAAUUGAUGCAGCAUAGCCAAUAGAUCGUGUUGAGCUUUCUAGCACUGUCCUUUAAAUGAACUUUACAUAAGCCUGAAAAAAUAUCUAAGAUGAAGAAAAAGUAUAUUUUAUAGUUUCAGGCAUGUUUGACCAGAUUCCAAGAUGCAUUCUCUAUAAAAGGACAUCUUUCCAGGACCCAUAAUCUUCAUUCUUUACAGAGAAAUCAGGUAAUUAUUUGCAACUUAGGUUAACUAUGUCUUAACAUAGGCCUGAAAUUAAUUUAAUUUCUCACAUCAAUUCCCCAAAUAUAUUAUAUUAAAUUCAUUUAAACUUCACUCUAAUUUUUCUCUAUAUAUAUAUAUCCUAAAGAUAAUGGACUAGGUGCUAUAUAUCAACACUGAAUGCUAAAUCCUUUUCUUCUAAGAUAGUUGAUGAAAACUGGAGUAAAAGUACAUUUCAGAUUUACCCGGAGCAGGUUUUUUGUUUUUUCAAAAUACAUGUACCCAGGCCCUAUACAAGUCUUGUUAAAUCAAAACCAGAGAGUGGUAACUUAACAAAUUUUCCCAGGUGAUUCUAAUGGACCCACUAACAUUUUGAACCACUUUUCAAAACAAGUUUAUAUGGAGCAAAAUAUUAAGUUGCCUAUCUUAGUUAAAGCAUUUAGAAGAAUAUUAUAAAGUAAAACCACAAUUAACUAGGACCCUCAAAUAAGACAUAUAAGCCUACACUUGAUUUUUUUUUAUUUAAAAUGGAACAUUGACAAAAAUAAAAUGCAAUAUUAGAAGCUCAUUUGAAAGUUCACCUAAUUCAGCUUGCCCUGAUCUCUUUACAGAUUCAGCCCUUACUUCUUGUUUCCUGUAAGUGCAGGAUAAUAGGAUGAGAACUGAUGUGCAGCCCUAGAUACCAAGUUGCUGCAGGGUCCUAAAUUAUUAGAAGGAUUCAGACAUUUUAACUCUGUAGAAAUCACUGGCAAAGAAAAAAAAUGUUAAUCUUUUAAAAUAUUUCUCAAUAGAAGUGAAAGCAAAUGAUUUUUUUUCUUUCAGUUAAGUAGACAUUUCAUUUAACCAGAGUUAAUUUCUCAAUCAUAUUGUAACUGAAAUAUUUAUACAUUAUACAAUUGACCUGGUACAUCUUGACCUUGGAAAUAAAACUAUUUAUAUAAUUAUAUAUGUAUUUCCAAAACAAUACAUAUAUAUGAUUUUACCUUAACUUGGGCAAAACCCAAGUGAUAUUUCUCUUAUUCAGCCUAUGGAAUGAUUUGUAUUUACAGUACACUGGGCUAGAAAGUAUGUAUACAAUACUUCCUUGUUUUCUUGUUUCUGUUUAAGGAAAACAUAGUAAAAACAAAGAAUUACAGUGUGUUUUUAAUAUGAUAUUGAAAUAUUGAGAUCUAUAUUUUGGCUUACAUAGUCAAAAUAGAAUGUUGAAGAGUUAGGGAGUAACUAAUAGGUAGUAAGUAAUAGAAUGUUGAAGAGUUAGGGAGUAAGUAAUAGGUAGUAAGUAAAUAGAAUGUUGAAGAGUUAGGGAGUAAGUAAUGAAACUAUGUAUAUAUGUAUGCAUGUAAGUAUAUAUUAGUGAAUUGAUCUGUGGCCUUUCAAGAAUUAUCAAGCCAAUGCUAUAGCUAACUUACCACUCUUUCUUUGCUUAUAUCCCAGCUAAUAUUUUAUUCUCAUUGAUUGUUGAUGGAGUAUAUAAUACAAUAUAUUAACACUAGUACAGCCUGUAGUUUGUAGAGACUAACAACUGCCACAUUAAUAAAAAAACAAAAGUAACUGGAAAGUCACACAGCUAAAUCUGUUCUGAUGAUUUUCUCUCUUUCUUAUUUAUUUUGUGUGUGUGUGUGUGUGUAAUGAAGGGACACUUAGAAUUUUCUGAACAAGAAAGAUUUUUACUGAUGCACAAAUGCAUCAUGAGCCCCUUCCGUCACUCAAGCUGGACAAGUCUGCCACUUCUUUGGCUUGAUGUAAGGUGUUCAGGAAGAUGAGUGAUUCUCUGUGGGUGAAUUAUAGUAGGAGAGGUAGUUUAUUUCCUUUGAAGCAUAAGAAUAUAAAUAGGAUAUUUUGAAUUGCUAUUUUAGCACAAAGUACUGAGAAUAGUUGUUUGGUGGUCAUCCUGUAAGCUUCAGUCAAGAACAUUUGUUCCCACUCUACUUAAGUGAAAUGAUAGCUAAAAGAAUCAUCAUCAGACAAGCUAAGGAUACUUCAGAGUUUUUCAGCCUUGGCACUCUUAACCAUUUUUGUCAGAUAAUUCUUUGCUGGGAGGACUUUCUCGUGCAUUGUAGGAUGUUUAGCAGUGUCACUAGCCUAUAUGCACUAUAUAUGUUAGUAGUAUCCUUUCAACCUUGUUGUGACAACCACAAAUGUCUCCUUGGGGGUAUAGUUGAUACUGAUUGAGAGCCAUUUAGUUAUCUAAUGACCAAAGUCACUGAAUUUUCAGAAAAGGGACUUUCAACCAUAUGUAAAGAUGGCAUUAUAAUCAGUGAGACUAAAAACAACACCACCAACAUAUAGAUACAAAAUUUAAUGAAUUCUUUUCAAAAGCUUAGUAAUUUUUUUGUUGUAAACUCAUUAAGGGAGGUUUUAUCUCAUACAUGUUCAAUCAUUAAAAAUACGGUAGCAUAGCUCAUGUUACACCAUUAUUAUCUAGUCUCAGAGAUUUGUAUGAUGAUAUUUUUAUUAAGAAAAUAAAUAAAAGCCAAGAUGGCAUUUAUUAUGCAUAAGUAGUAAGAUGUCAGGGAAUGUAAUUAGAAUAGAAUAAAUCAUAGCAUCAGAAUAAAAGUGAAUAUAAGAAUGCGCAAUUAGUAAAAUUCCUAAAUAUUGUUUAAUGGUGCUAAAAUUGGAGCAAAUAUUAGAAGGACAAAGUCAAACUUUGAAGGACAUAUGUAAAGAAAAGAGCUUAAAUGCUAGAAUAAUGUCCCAUUCCUCCUUGUAUCUGUCUUGUCACUAAAUUCUUAAGGAUACAGGCAUCCUGAUGACAGGGACUUUGUCUAAUUAUUCUUAAAAUCCCUAGCUUUUUUCCUGCUUAAAUAUAUGAGAUUAUUAAAUAUUCAUCCCAUUAAUGAAUGUGGCUACUAAAUAUUAAAAUUUAGUCCAAAUUAGUCUCUUCCUAUUUAUUCUCAUUGUUUUAGUUAGCUUCCUACGUUUUCUUGCUUGUAAUUUUGCUAUAUUUCAAAGUGGUUUUUUCCCUGCUUCUAUUCUUACUCCCCAUCUAAUGUAGCCAAAGAUUUUUCUGAAAACUCUCGUUGGAUCCUGUAAUUUUCCUGACUUAAACCCUUUAUUGAUCCCCCAUCCUUGAGGGUAAAGCCUAAGACCUUUGGCAUUUAAUAUAUUAAAAAUUUUUAAUCAACCCCUGCCUACCAUUGCUAUCUCAUCUCCUGCUACUCACCUAACUACUCAACACCUCACACUGUCUUCCUGGCAGUCCAUGGAAGGAGGCAGGCCUUCCUGCAUCUCUGCAAUUAAGCUCAUGCUAUUUCCUCAGCCUGUAUUAUCCUUGCCUCUUGCCUUACUUGCCUUACUCUUAAAAUACAUACUCAUGAUUUGAUACUAAGUGUAAAGUUCACCUCCUCUGCCCUGAAUAUCCUAGCCGAACCAACCCUUUCUCUUCUUUUCACUGCACAUUACUUUAAUAUGCACCUGCUUUGUAGUAUUCUCUCUACAGUCUUCUUAACAAUUUUGUAUAGCCUUCAUUAAAGCAUUUAUUAUGUUGUAUUACAAAUGUCUGUGAGUCAGAUCUUGCUGGGGUCUUCUCUUUCUUCAUACUUUCCUUUGAGCACAAGCAAGUGCUGAGGAAGCUUAUUCUGACUGUCUCUCUCAGGUGGACCUUCUCUGGUAUCUUUCCAUUUAUAGACCUCACUGCUGCUGCCAACAACCAAUGGAGGAUUCCAAGUCACAAUUACCCCAACCCUCAUCCCCAACUCUCUUACCUUUCCAGACUCCAUUGAGACCUGUCUGGUUUCCCCAGAUCCGCACACCAGAUUCUGGAAAGCAAAGGGUGAAUAAUAAAAUCUGAGGCCAUACAGGGUUCAAAUCCUGGCUCUUUCAUUUAAUCACUAUGUGACAUUGACUAAGUAACCAUCUAUAAAGUAUAAAUAAUAAAAGACUCAUCUCACAAGUCUGUGAAGACAAAAAUGCCUGAAAUAUGUAAAGGACUUAAACAAAAAUCUGGCACAUAUAGUGUGCUAUCAUUAUUUGUUAUUCAUAUAUAUAUAUAUAUAUAUUACUGAUGAGCAACCUAGCUCAGAAGGGUUAAGAGUACAGAGACAGACAACAGUUAGUAGAGGACAUAGCAUAGUGAUUUGCAAAGGCUCCUAACUGAACUAUUUGAGUUCAAAACAUAGCUGUGUGACCUUAAAUAAACGACUUAAACUCUCCGUACCUCAGCUUAUAAUGUACCAAAUGGAGGUAAUAAUUAUUCCAACUUCAUUGAGUUGUUGUAGUAUUCAAUAAGUUAAUGCCUGAAAAGUACUUAGAACUUGUAGUAAGUUAAUUUAUUACUAAUAUUAACUUGCUUGGGAAGGCAUUUCUACACUCUUACCUAUGCAGGGAUGUGUCUUAUAUGGUCUCUCCUUAGUAUUUCACUUUUUCUUCAGAUUCCACUUUUGUUCAUUCUGUUUGGUAUUCCCACUCAUUUCCACAGGAAGAUGUUUCCUCUUCUUUCUUCUGAUAUGUAAUAGAAAGCUUGAGCAGAACUUCAGUCUUCAACCAGAUGUGUCCUGGAAGAGAACGGCCUUCCCAUCAUGAGCAACAGUGAUUUGAUGCUUCUAAUUCCAUUUCAAUUUCCCCACCAGAGAAAUCUAUGGCCUAGUGUUUACCAGGGGUUACCAGGAAGAAAAUAAAACUUGAAAAUCUAAACAAAAUUCUUGCAGUGAACCUGGCCAACUGUAUCCCAUAUUCAGGAAAGAGCCUUUCCUUGUUAGGCUUGUUCUGGCCAGGCACUUCAGAAACAUUCAACAUUCCCACCAAUACCCUUUUAUUAUAUUUAAAGCCAUUUGACAUUUUCCUCUUCCACCUAAGGCCCGAGUCAUCUAAAAAAAGCAAAAAACUUACUAAUUAUGAAAAGUUGUAUUUUUUCUUUCAAGAGGAAUGGAGCCAGUAAGUAGUCAAUGAGUUUGUUUCUAGAGUCUUCCUCAGAAGGUGGUGAUGAGGGAGUUGACCAAUUUAUUCUAUUAAUUUAUGUUUAUGUGAGUUUAAAUAUGGAGGAAGGGAUCAGGUAAACAGGAUGAAAGUGACUUGUAAAUAGAAAAUUAAAUUCUGAGUUAAAUAUAAACUUCCCCUUUUAAAGCAUGCAGAAACAUGGAAUUUUAAGUUCACUAUUUAUAAAAUGGGCAUGAUAUAAAUUGUUCUUACCUCCCUCAGAAGUUUUCAAAUUAAAAAUUGAAUACUAUGUGAUUAUAGUUUCUAAAUUAAGGCACAAUCUGAGUUUGUUUUGUAUGUCCCAUUGAUAUCUUUGACAAACAUCGCUUCCUUUAUAUAAAAGCAAAUUUGCAUAACUGUAUUUUUAAAUUUAAUGUAUCGCUCAUCUCUAUAAAGUAAAUUACUCUUUUUACAGUGUCUCUUCCAAGGACAUGAGUGGUUAUAAUAAUAUAAACAUUGAUUAAAGUACAUACAUGCAUAAUUCAUGUAUUAUGGCUCACUGAUUCAGGGAAUAAGUGACCAUAUGGAUAAUACCAAGAUGUAGACAUUUAAAAUAUCUGCCGGAUUUUUUGAUCAUGCCAAUUCACUUUAGGUAGUAGAGACUAAAUUACUUGUAUCUGCUAUGCCUUCAUCCUCCACCUACCUCUCUUUCAUCCAGGGGCAGAGUCAUGUGCUUGAUUGUUAAUUAUAACCACACUUUGUUAGCAGCAAUGUUUGCACAAAUAUAGUUUCUAAAGACUGAAAGACUUUGGGAGCUUUUUGUAUUUCCAUGGUGAUGCACAAUAACAAAAAAUGUGUUUUCUUGAAUGUGUGAUUAACCCAGCCUUGAUAGACUCCGUGUUGGCAUUUCAAAAGUUUGCUAAUAACAUUCGUGGUGGGUUCAUUCGGGUGCCACAGGAAUGCCAAAACAAGCUGACUUUAAUAGAGAAGAAAACUGCAACUAUGUAGUGAGAACUUGCCCUUCCUGUUUUAUUGUUAGGGAGAAAAAUUAUAUACUUAUUGUUGUUCAUCUAAUAAAUAUUUCAGACGCAUUUAUGAAUCGUUAGUGCAGAUGCAAUCCCCUUUUAAUGUCACGAGGUAAAGGAAAAGUAAAACACAUUUCAAGUUCUGAGUCUCUCAGUACUACAUUGCCUGAAUCCUCGUCUAUCCACACAAUAGAUUAACUACCCUCUGUGCAUACUGUAUAUUGCUCAGCCCUUAAUAUUCUGAAGCUGGACUGAAGCAGUCGUUAUCUGUGGCGGUUCCUGGGUGAUUUUCAAGCCCAGCACUACACACCCAAGUGGCAGUGACACCGGCUUUCACUGAAGCCUUAUUACUCUUAAAAGAGCAAUUUGGUUGGUUGCACGGCUAUUAGGAUCACACAGGCAGCCUGAAAGCUGUCAGUACAACUGCUUCUCAUCUUUUUCACAUAAUCCUGACAUCUUUUCUCUUUUCUGCUGGACACAGACAUUACUGUUUUUAUCAUUUUCAAUCAAGCUCACCCAGAACGCUGAGGAAUAUAUUCCCAGUGAAAGCAAAGUGGAGAACAGAAAUUAUUUUAUAGCUCCUGGAGUAGAAGCAGUGCUGACUGCGUACUGAGGAGAAGGAGCCGGAUCCGUGAAAAAAUGUAGCUUGGCUCAGGGCUACAUCAGGGAGCUGCUACUUCAGCUGUUAAAGAUGGCAAAACAACACCUACCUUGGGUUUUUCAAUGAUUAAUGCUAUUUUCAUAACCGGGAGGGAAGAGGAUGUGAGAAAUUUUGUGAAAUUAACUUGUGGAAAUGUUACCAUCAGAGAAAGUGGGGAAAAUUACUAGGCUUGAACUUCUCUUCGUUUUGAUGCUUUUCUUCUCUGGACCAACUUUGAGCAAGCUGACCCGGACCCCCUGGAAAGGAAAACCCUGGAAGGGGGGAUCUCGUCUUCGCCAAGAAGACUUUCCCCCUCGGAUUGUGGAGCACCCUUCGGAUGUCAUCGUCUCUAAGGGGGAGCCCACCACUCUGAACUGCAAGGCGGAGGGCCGGCCAACGCCCACCAUUGAGUGGUACAAGGAUGGGGAGCGGGUGGAGACUGACAAGGACGAUCCCCGUUCCCACAGGAUGCUUCUACCCAGCGGAUCCUUAUUCUUCUUGCGCAUUGUGCAUGGGCGCAGAAGUAAACCUGAUGAAGGAAGCUACGUUUGUGUUGCAAGGAACUAUCUUGGUGAAGCAGUGAGUCGAAAUGCAUCUCUGGAAGUGGCAUUGUUACGAGAUGACUUCCGGCAAAACCCCACAGAUGUUGUAGUGGCAGCUGGAGAGCCUGCAAUCCUGGAGUGCCAACCUCCCCGGGGACACCCAGAACCUACCAUCUACUGGAAAAAAGACAAAGUUCGAAUUGAUGACAAGGAAGAAAGAAUAAGUAUCCGUGGUGGAAAACUGAUGAUCUCCAAUACUAGAAAAAGUGAUGCAGGGAUGUAUACCUGUGUUGGCACUAACAUGGUGGGAGAAAGAGAUAGUGAUCCAGCCGAGCUGACUGUCUUUGAACGACCCACGUUUCUCAGGAGGCCAAUUAACCAGGUGGUGCUGGAGGAAGAAAUUGUAGAAUUUCGUUGUCAGGUCCAGGGAGAUCCUCAACCAACUGUGAGGUGGAAAAAGGAUGAUGCAGACUUGCCAAGAGGAAGGUAUGACAUUAGAGAUGAUUACACACUGAGAAUUAAAAAGGCUAUGAGUACAGAUGAAGGCACCUACAUGUGCAUUGCUGAGAAUCGAGUUGGAAAAGUGGAAGCCACUGCUACCCUAACAGUCCGAGCUCGCCCUGUUGCUCCUCCACAGUUUGUGGUUAGGCCAAGAGAUCAGAUUGUUGCUCAAGGUCGAACGGUGACAUUCCCCUGCGAAACUAAAGGAAAUCCACAGCCAGCUGUUUUUUGGCAGAAGGAAGGCAGCCAGAACCUACUUUUCCCAAACCAACCCCAGCAGCCCAACAGUAGAUACUCAGUGUCACCAACUGGAGACCUCACGAUUACCAACAUUCAGCGUUCGGACGCGGGUUACUACAUCUGCCAGGCCUUAACGGUGGCUGGAAGCAUUUUAGCAAAAGCUCAACUGGAAGUUACUGAUGUUUUGACAGAUAGACCUCCACCCAUAAUUCUACAAGGACCAGCCAAUCAAACACUAGCAGUAGAUGGUACAGCGUUACUAAAAUGCAAAGCUACUGGUGAUCCUCUUCCUGUAAUUAGCUGGUUAAAAGAGGGAUUUACUUUUCUGGGUAGAGAUCCGAGAGCAACUAUACAAGAGCAAGGAACACUGCAGAUUAAGAAUUUAAGGAUUUCUGAUACUGGCACCUAUACUUGUGUGGCUACAAGUUCAAGUGGGGAGACUUCCUGGAGUGCAGUGCUGGAUGUGACAGAGUCUGGAGCAACAAUCAGUAAAAAUUAUGAUUUAAGUGACCUGCCAGGGCCACCAUCCAAACCGCAGGUCACUGAUGUUACUAAGAACAGUGUCACCUUGUCUUGGCAACCAGGUACCCCUGGAACUCUUCCAGCAAGUGCAUAUAUCAUUGAGGCUUUCAGCCAAUCAGUAAGCAAUAGCUGGCAGACAGUGGCAAACCAUGUAAAGUCCACCCUCUAUACUGUGAGAGGACUGCGGCCCAAUACAGUCUACUUGUUCAUGGUCAGAGCAAUCAACCCCCAAGGUCUCAGUGACCCAAGCCCUAUGUCAGAUCCUGUGCGCACACAAGAUAUCAGCCCACCAGCACAAGGAGUGGACCACAGACAAGUGCAGAAGGAACUAGGGGAUGUCAUUGUCCGUCUUCACACUCCAGUUGUGUUGACUCCCACCACUGUUCAGGUCACAUGGACGGUUGAUCGCCAGCCGCAAUUUAUUCAAGGCUACCGAGUGAUGUAUCGUCAAACUUCAGGCCUGCAGGCUACAUCUUCCUGGCAAAAUUUAGAUGCCAAAGUUCCCACUGAGCGAAGUGCUGUCUUAGUCAAUCUGAAAAAGGGAGUGACUUAUGAAAUUAAAGUUCGACCAUAUUUUAAUGAGUUCCAAGGAAUGGAUAGUGAAUCUAAAACGGUUCGUACUACUGAAGAAGCCCCAAGUGCCCCUCCACAGUCUGUCACUGUGUUGACAGUUGGAAGCCACAAUAGCACAAGUAUUAGUGUUUCCUGGGAUCCUCCUCCUCCCGAUCACCAGAAUGGAAUUAUCCAAGAAUACAAGAUCUGGUGUCUGGGAAAUGAAACACGAUUCCAUAUCAACAAAACCGUAGACGCAGCCAUUCGGUCUGUAAUAAUUGGUGGAUUAUUCCCAGGUAUUCAAUACCGGGUAGAGGUUGCAGCUAGCACCAGUGCAGGGGUUGGAGUAAAAAGUGAGCCACAGCCAAUAAUAAUUGGGAGACGUAAUGAAGUUGUCAUUACUGAAAACAAUAACAGCAUAACUGAACAAAUCACUGAUGUUGUGAAGCAACCAGCCUUUAUAGCUGGUAUUGGUGGUGCCUGCUGGGUAAUUUUGAUGGGUUUUAGCAUCUGGUUGUAUUGGCGAAGAAAGAAGAGAAAGGGACUCAGCAAUUACGCUGUUACAUUUCAGAGAGGUGAUGGAGGACUAAUGAGCAAUGGAAGCCGUCCAGGUCUUCUAAAUGCUGGUGAUCCCAGUUAUCCGUGGCUUGCUGAUUCAUGGCCAGCUACGAGCUUGCCAGUAAACAAUAGCAAUAGUGGCCCAAAUGAGAUUGGAAAUUUCAGUCGUGGAGAUGUGCUGCCACCGGUUCCAGGCCAAGGGGAUAAAACAGCAACGAUGCUCUCAGAUGGAGCCAUUUACAGCAGCAUUGACUUCACUACCAAAACCACAUACAACAGUUCCAGCCAAAUAACACAGGCUACCCCAUAUGCCACGACACAAAUAUUGCAUUCCAAUAGCAUACACGAAUUGGCUGUCGAUCUGCCUGAUCCACAGUGGAAAAGCUCAAUCCAGCAAAAAACAGAUCUGAUGGGAUUUGGUUAUUCUCUACCUGAUCAGAACAAAGGUAACAAUGGUGGGAAAGGUGGAAAAAAGAAGAAAAAUAAAAACUCUUCUAAACCACAGAAAAACAAUGGAUCGACCUGGGCCAAUGUCCCUCUACCUCCUCCUCCUGUCCAGCCCCUUCCUGGUACAGAGCUGGAACACUAUGCAGUGGAACAGCAAGAAAAUGGUUAUGACAGUGAUAGCUGGUGCCCACCACUGCCAGUGCAAACAUACUUACACCAAGGUAUGGAAGAUGAACUGGAAGAAGAUGAUGAUAGAGUCCCAACACCUCCUGUCCGAGGCGUGGCUUCUUCUCCUGCUAUCUCUUUUGGACAGCAGUCCACUGCAACUCUUACUCCAUCCCCACGAGAAGAGAUGCAACCCAUGCUACAGGCUCACCUGGAUGAGUUGACAAGGGCCUAUCAAUUUGAUAUAGCAAAGCAAACAUGGCACAUGCAAAGCAAUAAUCAACCUCCACAGCCCCCGGUUCCACCAUUAGGUUACGUGUCUGGAGCCUUGAUUUCUGAUUUGGAAACAGAUGUUGCAGAUGAUGAUGCUGAUGAUGAAGAGGAAGCUUUAGAAAUCCCCAGGCCCCUGAGAGCACUAGACCAGACACCCGGAUCCAGUAUGGACAAUCUAGACAGCUCUGUGACAGGUUCAAUGGUAAAUGGAUGGGGCUCUGCAUCUGAUGAGGAUCGUAACUUUUCUAGUCAUAGAUCUAGUGUAGGUAGCUCCUCAGAUGGCUCCAUCUUUGCCAACGGCAGUUUUGCACAAGCACUGGUGGCAGCAGCAGAUAAAGCUGGUUUUAGGCUGGAUGGAACCAGCCUUACAAGAACAGGAAAAGCCUUUACCUCCUCUCAAAGACCUCGACCCACCAGCCCAUUUUCUACUGACAGUAAUACCAGUGCAGCUCUGAAUCAAAGUCAGAGGCCUAGGCCCACUAAAAAACACAAGGGAGGACGAAUGGACCAACAACCAGCAUUGCCUCAUCGAAGGGAAGGAAUGACAGAUGAGGAGGCCUUGGUGCCCUAUAGCAAGCCCAGUUUCCCAUCUCCAGGCGGCCACAGCUCAUCAGGAACAGCUUCUUCUAAAGGAUCCACUGGACCUAGGAAAGCUGAGGUAUUAAGGGGAGGCCACCAGCGCAAUGCCAGCGACCUUCUUGACAUAGGAUAUAUGGGCUCAAAUAGUCAAGGACAGUUUACAGGUGAAUUAUAGUAACUGAGAGGAGACAUACAAAGCUGCUCUGAAGGACCAUCAGGUCCAAACUCAUGGAAGUGAUGACACUAAACAGUGCAAUGAACAAUUUCUUUAUUUAUGUACUAUUAAAAGAACUGUAAAUGCAAUGUAAAGACACACAGCCACACAUAUCCCACAGAUAUUUUACUUGUGUUCUUCUCUUAAGUACACCACCCACCUUAACUCUUUCUUGUCAGGAGUAUAUAAAAAGGAAAGAAAACAAAAUUCGCCCUCCAGGAAGAAAAGGAUUUUCCUCUGUAUAUAAUUUCUUUUGCAUUGCUAUGCAAGCUCACUCUUUUUAGCUCUGUUCAUAUUAUUGUCUGUUCUUAUUGGUCUGUUGUACUAUAUGUGAAUUAAUAGGCUGUGGUGCCAUAUAUUAACUUUUAAUUGUGUAACUUUUAUGUUUAAAUUUUGCACUGCAAUUUUAUUUGGUGAUAAGCACAAAUCUCUACUCCUCAUGACAUGAAGAAAAAGACUGAAUGUGAAGGGAGUUUCUGUACUGUAAGCUAGGUUGGAUAAUGCUGGUUGUAACCAAUAAUGUUAGAUGGUUUUCAGUUGGGGUGUAGAAAUAGGAAGAUGCAAAGGAACAAUGGUGUUGGCAAAGUCUUCUUUGAACAUCAGGGACUGAGUCAAAAAAAAAAAAGAGGUGGCUUUUACUAUAGACAAAAACAGGGGUCAAAAGAAGGAAGCUUAAGUCUUAAGACUGAAUAUGCGUUAAAAUACACAGGUAGCAAAGUUGAACUAAACUUGCUAAAAAAAGAAAUUAAAGUUUUAUUUAGAAUCAACUUUAUCUGUCAUUGUAAUUGAUCCAUCUGAGAAUUGCAAGAAGCAAAAGGAAAUUAAAGUGUUUCACAAGAGCUGUAUUUAUAUUACAAUUUUUAAAGAAGCAUUUUCUGAAUUAUCAUAAUUAUUCACUCUGAUUCAUUAAGUCAGAAUAUAAUAUGAAGUUCCCCAAGGAAACUAACAAAAUGAACUCUAGAAUAUCUAGCAAAUAGUUAAAGAAGCAAUUUUUGUUAGGGCAUACUCUGGCUGAUUCCAAAUAUAAACUCUAUUGCAAUAUCUUGUUUCAUCUUUCUAAUACAUGUACAGUACACACUAGAGGAUAGAGCUGCAUCACUUAAAUUCAUUACUUUUUAAAAAAUGCAGUCUAUAUACAAUUUUGUGUUUUACUUGAUUAAGAAGUGAAGUUGAUGCCACCAGAUAUAUAGCCAAAUUGUAAGUGCUUAAAAAGCAGUGCUCAGAGUAUGUUCAGUUCACAGUAAGUAGAUUUAUUGGGAUAAAUAUUUUAUGGUACAUUCUCAGAAAUUGGCUACCAGCUAAAAUAGGUUUGACCCAUUUUGAAUGAGUAAAUUGAAAAGAAAAAUUAAAAAGGAGAAAAAUGCAUGUUUAUACACUUUUUAAAUAAAACCAAACCUUGUAAGUGGACAUUAAUAACAGUGUCCUGCCUCAUUUGUUUUCACGACUUUGAGAACAAGAAGUUCCUGAACAUCAGUCAUGUAUGCUCAAAAUAAAUGUGACUUUGAAAUAUAUGUUAGCUACUGUACAUGUAUAGUCAGUCAAGUAGAAAAGUACCUUCCUGAAAUUCCCACUUGUGACAUUUUCCCAUGUGCUUCCUACACAAUCUUAAAUUCUAUUUCUGUCUAUACUUUCUCAUAGUUUUCCUAUAAUGUAUUCAAUAGUUGGCACUUCUAAAAAUAUUCAGUGUCAUAAUCAGGAUCAGCUCUAAAAUAUGGGACCCCUUUGAAUGACAAUUCAUACUCCAUGAAUUAUUGGCUCAGUCACCAAUUUAUGUCAUGUUGUUACAGCAAAGGAUGACAUAAUUAAAUGUUUCCAUCUAUUUUAUUCCCUGAGACUGCAUCAGGACAGGCAAGUAUAGAAUGUAAUGUUCUUUAUGGGCUCCAACGACUUCUUGGUGCCAUGUAGUUUGUUUCGACACUGACGAGAACAAGAAUUCUGAGACAUACUUUUUAAACCCUUUAUCAACUUUCUACCAUCAGUGCCUGAAUUUUAAUGCAGUUUGGUUUCUCUGGGGAAAAGAAGCUGGGAAAGUGAAAAGUUUCUGCAAAGUAUGAAUACAUACUGAUUCACAACUCUAAGGUGUGAUGAAUUUAAAUUUUUAUUUACACAGUUCCCUACUUCACCUCUUUCUAUUUAAAGGCUAACAAAUUUCAAAGAGGUUUUAUUCAUUUGUAUUCUCUCUUUAGCUCCUCUAUCACCCAAUUUAGCUAAAACUUUGGCUCAUUACACAUAUUACACAUAGCCUUUGACCCCCAGUAACUGGUAGGUAUAGAUGAUAAAUAAACCAAGACUUUAAAAAUGAAGUAUUUGUAUGCAGAGAACCUUAGGAAUAAUGUGGGACGUGGUAUCCCACCUUCCUGAUUGAUAUUGCUAUGUUAGAUUAUGUCUAAGCAGACCUUUUGGUCACUUGGAAUGUUCUUAUAGAAUGAAUAGUCCAUGUUGCCUGUUAAAUCUAGUUUUAAAUAAAUUGAGUGGUCAAAUCCUGCACCCAAAAUACCACUCUCAAAUUAACAGAGGGCAAGAUAACAUGCUCUGGCUAUACAAAUGACUUUAGAAACACUAUCAAAAAUCAAAAACCUUCAUCAACUUGCUACAUAUAAAAAGCUGCUAAUCAAUAUAAGUCAGAAUGUCAGCAGAAGAAUAUAAACAUGUAUAAAAGCCACCAUAGUUUAGCAUUUUAUAAAUUAAUGGGAUUAGAAAGUCAUUGAGCUCACUCUUCUGCAUCUAAACAGAGGCCUGCAUAAGCCAUUGAAAGGAAAUCUAAGUGGAAGAGAAUAUAAUCUUGUCUAGCACUCAUAGGCAGUGCUGCUAUGCAGUAAUGCCUAACACAAGCACAGUUCCAUUCAUAACAGGCAAAAUCUCCUUUGGGAAUAUAGAUGUAUCAGUGUCUAAACUCAGGUAUGCCAGUAUAUGCAGGUGGAGUUGCCCUAUUCCUUGUCCACAUAUUUACCAUGUGAUUUUUAAAGUAAGGUUAGAUAGUACAGGAGUGUGAAAACAAUUGAUUUUGUCACAGGAGUUUAAUCCAGUUGAAGGGAGAGUACAGAAACCAACAUGUAAAAUACCAUAUAAUCAAGGGGAGUAAAACCAUUGCAAGUUUACUUGCUUUGAGUAGCAAAAGCGAUUUAAUGGUGUUCUAUGUCACAGUUUAAUUCUGGGAUUUUAUUUUCAAUGGAAUUUGACUGGAAAGUUUGUAUGUGCUUUGGUGGAACACCUCCCAAUUUCUAUUCAAUAAAUUUAUGUAAUUUUCCAUUGACAAUAUAAUUAUAACAAUACCAACGAGCUCUAAAUUGUGGUUUAUCUUCACCACCAGAAAGUGAUUGUGCACUGGUAUUAAAGAUAUGCAGAACCUUAACAUUCACUAUUUUGUUCAUCUACUUCUGUAUAUUGUUCAUGGAAUAUACAUGACAAAACUUGGUGUAAAGCAACAUGUCUUUCCACAUUAUCUUAGAGGUGAAGUUACUUUUGUUUUGCUUCUCAAUGAUGUGUACUUCAAAUGAAACACCAUACAUUUUUUAAAACAACAUUCAAUUUAUUAUUUUUUUUUAGUCUCAUAAUUUCAAAAGCAUAUAUUGUGACUUUAAAGUGUUGCAAGAAAAGGGAUUCUGUGGCCGUGGUAGACUUUUUAUACUUUGUUUUAUAGAUGGAUUUUUUUAAACUGUAGUUUGUUUAAGUCACCAAACAGCGUCCAAAAAUCUUAAUGUGUUUCAUUUGAUGUUCGUAGAUCAGCAAAGAAAUUGGCAUAAGAUUGGUCAAUAGUAUUGUCAAAGAAUUGUGUAUUGUGUACUCACUGGGAAAAAAAAAUAAAAUAUAUUCACAUUUCAAA